CUAAGCUGUUUUUGUUUGCUUUUAAAAAAAACAUAGGGCUACUUGGAUCAGGAAGGUAACCCUAGAGGAUUUGCUGGACUUGUGACACACUUGCACUAUUAUGAACCUGCAAAUUUUGUCCUAGUCAGUUUUCUCGUGAAAGGCUUGUUCCACAAGUUGUGCCGGCCCAUUAAGAAAGGGUCUGCUGAUUUUUCAGAAGAUGUCAUGGAAAAGCUGGUGCUCAUUCUAGCAAACCUGUUUGGGAGGAAAUAUCUUCCAGCGGGCGUGAUGAAACUUAAGAAAUUUUACCAGUCCAAGGUCUUUCUAGAAGAUCUGCCACAAGACUUUGCAGAUGCUGUCCAUGAGUACAACAGCAAAGUAGAGAAAAACUUCGCUUAUUUUCUUCUAACAGCUGCCAAGCUGGCUGAUAUGGAACAAGAAUAUAGACUUCCGCUGUCAAAGACAGAUUUUACAUUUAGAGACUGGCACGGCUCUGAACUAGCAUCUCACCUGAUGGACAACACCAAAAGCGUUUCUGCCAUCUCCCCUUUUGCGUGUUUGUCUGGCAUGAGUGACCACGACUUAUUUAAAGCAGCAAACGUUAAUCAAGCUGUCCUCGGUUCUCUUAGAAUUAACGUCAGCAACUGCCCUCUGCUUCACCUGGAAAAGUACGACGAGCAAGGAAGGAAGCAGCCGCUCAACGCGUACGCGCUGGACUUCUACAAGCACGGCUCGCUGGCCGCGCUCUACACCGACAACUGGUGCGCGCGGCGCGACGGGAGGUCACACCGUGCCCUCCAGCGUUCUCCAGGGGUGCAUCUCCCAGUAUGCUCACACUAG
Tinamus guttatus (white-throated tinamou) is the source of this 819-nucleotide messenger RNA. The record is from RefSeq and is a predicted model, not a curated record. NCBI's taxonomy places the organism in Eukaryota, Metazoa, Chordata, Aves, Tinamiformes, Tinamidae.